AUGGUGACAGUGGUGAGCAGUCCUCGCUCCCCAAGUGCAGCCGGUUCUGCAGAUACUCCAACUGAAACAGAUUACUUAAAGAUCGCUAAGAAAGGUGGAGGACACAAGGGUAAGAUUUAACUUUAUGAACGUCAACUUUGCAACUUGCGUUGACUUACAAACAGUCUUCAGACAGACUCGUUUUUGGAAUUGCCGCUAGAAUAGUUGCAUUUUCCAAUUUACUAGGGAAAGAAAGGUAAUUUCAGUAGAAGAUUGGCGCUCUGUUCUGUUAAGCUAACUGGCCCGAAGUGAAGAAACGGACACUCGAUAGAGUGCAUGUGGCUAGAAAUGUGGAAACAGUUCAGUGGAAAUUUUGUUUUUAGCAGUUCGUGUAAUUAAUUAAUUAAUUAAUGAAUUAACCGCGGAGGUCGCGGGUUCGAUUCCUGGGACCGGACCAACACUCAGGGUCUUAAAAUAACUGAGAAAUGAAGGUACUGCCUUUGCCCUGCAAAUGGCCACACGUUCGCUUGGCUCGGAUGACCACGUAAAAUGGGGUCCCGUUUCCUGUAGGAGACGUAAAAAUAGUCCCCCCGAUUAGUAUUUUCGUGCUAAAUACAUUGACAAUCAAAUAAAGUGCAUUUUUUUAAAACUAAAUAUGUCCUAGCCUAACACAGCCUAACUCAGUCUUCCACAACUCGCUCCAUUUACGUUUGAACUGAGGCAACUAAUACUUUGCUCUGCAGAUCUGUUAGUAGUAGAACCCAACACACCAAGAAGCGAACCAGUCAAGUAUGACAAGAAGGACGGACACUGGUACACACAUGAUGGAGUAGAUGUUAAGGACACACAACAGAGAAAAGGUGGGAGUCGCUGGUUGAUGAACGACAGAGAGUGUUACUAUACAAAUAAGUCUAAAUUGCCUUAAAGGAUUUUAAUUAUGGAUGUAUUCGGUUGGUUAUUUUUUUCCUGGGGGUGGAGGGAGGGUGGUGGAGACUGUGAAGAACUGUUGUCAAGAACAUCGGUCUUGCACGCGCACACAUAGUUAUUUAAAGUGUACAGACUGCAAAUUAUAGUAGUUUCUAAAAAGUAUAUCAACGUGUCGUAACUGUUCAUCAGUAGCGGCACAACAGUCUUGCAAAACCUUUUUGGUUUUCCCCAAUAAAACGGUAAAGAAGGAAAUCCAUAAAAUCCACCUUGAGGGUGGAUUUUUCGUCGCUGAAGUAUAGUAUUGGGUAGCAUUUUUGACUAAAAGUAAUCCUGAAUAGUCAUGGACGUCCUUGGGGAAAAUGAAAAUCUUAAGUCCCCCGGGGAAAUCAAAUCUAUUACCUCCCAGAUCACCCUUUUUAAACGUUCUCAGUGUUGAUUUAUUCCUCAUAUAACAUCACUUACAGUGAUCUCAAGUUCCGUUUAUUCAUUUGAAAUACUUUUAUUGGUUGUAAAGCAGUAAUACGUUAAUGUUUUGUUCUGUAUGAUUCCACUAAUCUCUAACCUUCUAACCCCUAACCCUCAGAAAUGGUAACAGUGUGUUGUAACAGUCCUCGUAAAUCAACUUCUGGAGGGCAUGAAGGUUAGCUUUUUUCUUUGAAGUUUCCUUCUAGCUCGUGUUUAUCUGGCAAGAAGAAAACACCAAAUUUAAUAGAAAUCUUGGUAACAUGUAUCACUAACUUAAUUUAACACAAUUCUCUUUAAUUUUUCAUUGCAUUUUACUUGUUUGUGUUGUUUCUUUUCUCUUCUCUGCACAUGCAUGCAUUCUUUUGUAUUAUACGAACAGUGUUAUUGUUAGUUAGAAGUAAAUUUUUCUUUAAGCUGAAGUUUUUUGCCGGCAGCGUGCCCUCUUAUUGACUACCUCGAGGUCAUGUGACAUCUAUUAAUGAUAAAUAGCAAAUAUGCCUGAGCAGUUGACAACGUUGCAAAAUCUAUGAUGUCAGAGGGUAACAGUGCCUGGAACCCGCGAAUAUUGACUAGUACUCUGUUUUGAUGCGGGGCUGCUGGAUUUACUUGCAAUUUCUCUCAACUGAACGGAUAACUAAUUCUCCGCAGAAUCGUAGUUUGUGUUAGAAACUGAAUCCAAACAUCCUUUUCUAAAUGUUUAUUGUUUUGGUUAAAAAUUUCUUCACUUUACUUCACGGACAUUUUUUGAAAGGAUUUCUCUUUAUCCUCGUGAUUCUUAGCUUCACCAAGUCCACGUGCAGAUAAAAGCGAUGACUCAGAUUACUUGAAGUUGGCAAGGAAAGGAGGAGGUCAUAAUGGUACGUUGUAUCAACUCUUUAAGCCCCAAGAUCCACAUACAAAUUCUCCAGACUGGUCUCCACACAUUUCCUUAAAGAAUGAGUUAAGAGAAUUUGAUAAAAGAUCAAAGCAUUUUCCCUUUGGUGAUCUUUAUAUUUGUUCUCAUAAGCUUUUCUCGUGAUGUUGUACGGAUAUUGUUAGGAGAAAAUUCAUGUUGAUCAAUAUUGGGACUGAAAGGAUUAAUAUGGUUUUAGCAGGCUUAGCGCAAGCACAAGUGUAAGAGUCUUGUUUCAAGUAAGAAAACAUUUACAAAAGCGUGGACACACGAAAAGGAAGAAUUUUGAUCCUUGUUUUUUUUCUCGCGUUCAUGUUUAUGCCAUAAUACUUAAUUUUCUCGCAGAUUUAUUAACAAUGACACCCCACACCCCCACCCCUGAACCAGUGAGGUAUGACAAGAAGGACGGACAGUGGUACACUCAUGAUGGAGUGGACGUCAAGGAGACCCAGUCAAGGAAAGGUGAGAGAAUAUGUUUAUAUUUCUUGAAUUCAUGCACACACUGAGUUGAAAAAGUGUAUUGAUUCUGAUUUGAAAUCAAGAGGCUUUCAGUUGCUCUUUGUACAAUGUCAUAACGAUGGAUCUUAUACUGAGCAAAGAUGAAUACGUCUUGGUCACUAAGCCGAAUUAAAAACAGGAUUGUGAAGCUACAAGAUAAGAAUAUUUAGUUCGAUUAGGCAAAUACUUUGCUGCAAACAGGCCUAAAAGCUGGCUAAGUUUUACAACAGAAAGAAGAAAAAACAGACUAGAAAACAAAAUGGAUAUCUUUUGCUUUGUCUAGUCCACUGAAUAAAACGAUUGCUUCUCCCAUGACAACAUCCUGUUUAAAACUGAAUGGACCACAAAGGCCAAGUCAAACGAACAAUAACAUAUCUAGGUGGAGGGGGGAGGGUGGUAUGGACUUUUCCCUUGGCCAGCGAACGAGCUCUCCCAGGGCUCCCGGAGAGCUUACAUGUGCAUUUUUAGCCUGGUAAUUCACGGGAAGAGACCACACCCAAAGCAAUGCGAUGUUCAAGUGACCCUUCUUCAUAUAUAGGUUAUGUAAUCAGCUUUGUUUGAUGGUUGUAUUUAUUCUUUAGGCACACCCACUCGGAUUCCUCGUAAAAACUUGCAUGUUACAAAAUUUGACGUCAACUCUAACACAGACUAUCUUAAAAUUGCUAGAAAAGGCGGUGGCCACAAAGGUAACAGUGUAAGCUAAAACAGUAAUUAAAAUAAACUACUAACGCUCAUAGUACUAAUGUACUAAUUUAAUAUGCUAAUGCUAAUACAUCUAACAACUAUAAUGGUAAUGAAACGUAAUGCAAUAGUGUAAGGUUGGGUUAAUGUAAUUACAUAUGUGUACCUUGCAUAAUUAAUAAUAAUUGCAUACCUUUUUUGGCUGAAAGAAGGCUUAUCUCCUCGCUCUUUGCACAUUAAAGAUUAGUGACAUCACAACAUAACCUUUGUUUUCUACAUUUUAUCAAGGUGAAGAAACGGCUUGAAAACUGAAAUUUAAUGGUAUUGUGUUAAUAAGAAGAGUAUGGGCAUUGACGAGUUGGAGAGAACCCUGGGAACGAGGUUGAUGUUACUUGAAUUUACAGGUCAAGUAGCAGCACAUUUAGACGAAACCUUACAAGGAACUUCUUGUCCGUGUUUCCUUGCUUUUACCUCUAGUAAAAGCGCAGCCUCCUUCCCAGUCGUCCUCGGCGAUGACGUCACCUGUCAAGCUUGUCUUGUCUUGCUGGUCAUUCGGAUAGCGCGAAUUGGCCUGGGUACGAGGCUUGUGAAAGCGUUUGUUUUCACAAUCUUUGAGUGUUUCGAAAUGUGAUGUGCUUGGAUAUUGUUCUUACAGAUCUGCUAAGCCACACACCCUCCCCUGAACCGAGGAGAUCUGAAAAGAAAACAGAUAACCAAGAUCAUGUUGAUGGAGAUAAAUCAAAAGGAAGAAAAGGUAAAUUUUCGUAGGCGUUCUAUUUUUUUUCCUUCCUAGCCUGAGAAAACAGGCGACAUUUUCGCGACGCCACUAAUGAUUUCCCCGCGAAAUAAAGUCUGAGGAACGAGCGCAAAAAAUCAAGCCUAUACUCAACUGAACGAUCUUAUUGCGCCUAGUUAUGUGAACAAUCUGUUUUACUCUUUAUUUGUUACCUUUGGUAGGUUCUCCCGCCUCGUCAAGCCCUCGUGACAUCAAUACUGACACCGAUUAUCUCAAGACGGCACGGAAAGGAGGUGGCCAUAAAGGUACGUAUUUUCAAUGCUUUUAGUUUCUUAAUCAAUCAUUGAGAACCCGGAUCAACGUUCAGGAAAUACCGUGCAUUUCAUUUUGUGAAAACAAAAACAAAACAAGUAGUACAUGUGAAAAAAACUGCUGAAGACGUUUCAUAUGAAUGGUAACACCAGAGGCUUUUUUCCACAGAAUCACAUAUUAAAAUUGCGGGACACAGCUUAAUAACUCGGUUAUGGAAUCUCGUUAUUUAAUUCUAGGCGCUGGGAGUGAAACGCGGUUCAACUAGAUUUUGUUUUAUCUAACAGAUCUACUAACAAUUGAACAUCAUAAACCCAGUCAAAAACCAAAGAAGCAAGAAAAGAGACUUGGAGACUGGUAUUAUCACGAUCAAACUGCGGGCAAAGACUCUGCAAAAACAAAAGGUUUGUCAUCUUAGUCCUUAGUUUAUUAAACAAAACCUCGCCUGAAUAAUGGUACUCCCUGGAAAAUGCCACCUUCAUCCAGACUCUAAAGUUUGAACGAGCUUGUACAGCAUAAUAAACGGUACCACAGCAAAGUACUGCUCAGUAGCUUUCAUUUGAAUGGUCACACCGUAGAAUUUCAUCCACAGACUCAAAAGUUAGAACCACCUUGUACAGCAUCAUAAACAGUACCACAGUAAAGUAUUGCUCAGUAGCUUUCAUUUGAAUGGUCACGCCUAAGGAUUUUAUCCACAGACACUAUAAUGGUUUAUCACUUAUUUGUCGUUUUGAUGUCAAAUGUCAGUUACUGCUGAAUUAUGUUGCUCUUUCAAAAAACUACAAAACAGCUGGCGACUCAAAGAAACUCCGACUGUGUUAUGAGAGUAUCAUCAUUAUUAUUUGUUUUUCAGAUUCUCCUUCUCCUUCCCCUAUCAGCAGCCCGAGAAAAUCCACUUCCGAUUCUUCACAAAGUUCAGACUACUUGCGAAUGGCCAGAAAGGGAGGUGGCCACAAAGGUGUCAACACGUUUCUUCUCUGCGCUGUUCUCUAUAUAUGAGGGUCCUCAAUAGGUUUUUCGGGACCCGGAAUUUCCCUUACUUGAAGCUCGGGAUUCGGGAUUUAAAAGCAAAAUCGGGCAAGAUUCGGGAUUGAAAGUAUGGGCGCGAGUUAGAAUGCCCGAAAGAACCCUCGGGAUUACGAGAUUGCACGAAAUUUUGGGUCGGAAAUACGGGAUUGAAGAACCCUAUUCGGGACCCUCUAUAUAUUUCUGAAUGUGGAUUUCCACGGUCGAGUGAUUUUUACGUGCGCAAGCACACACGUAAAUUUUACGCGCGUAAAUAAUAGGCAGUGUAGGGAAGGUCUGCGUAGACGUAAUGAAGUUGAACCUCGCUCAACUUUUACGUUUACUCGCGACACUUAAUACAUUGCUCGACAGUGAAAAUCCACCUUUGUAGUACUAGUGGGGAAAAUUUGUUAAAAUAUCAAGAUACUUUUACCUUCAGUGGACAUGUUCUUUAUUCUCAUUGCCUGAACAUUUGAUAGAGCUGUGUUUUGCAGUAUUUUGUUUCUGGCCUUCAAUUUACUCACUUACUUACUUCCGGAAUCUGUAGUACAAUUAGUUAAUUAACUUCCCUUUUUUUACAGACUUGCUAUGUAUGACACCCCAAUCAACAUCCACUCCUAAACCCAAGGAAGUGAAACAAAAUGGAGGUAAGUUGGGAAUAUUGAAACACGCAAAGUUUUGCAGGGCUGUCACCAAAAUUUCUCUUAGCGGGAUAGAUGGAAUAAGUAGGCAGGGAAUUGAUCAUCUUGGAAGUUCUUUCCCUGUAGUUGCCGAUGAUAGUAUCCGGGAGUCUUGCUCUUAGUAGCCUUGAGAAAUCCCGGUCACUGGCCUGAGACACUCCGAGCCGUCGGGUUUUCUGUCAUUUUGGUUUAGUCAUUUGUAAUCUUCUACGCAGCCACACAACGUUGUGAGACAAAUAACAACUCGCAGAAGACUACUUUGAUUAUAGCUAUUAAAAGUUAAUGAGGGAAACGAUUGUUUGCAGAUACAACUCCAGUUAGCAGUCCGCGUAACAGCACAACUCCAGAAUCAACUGAUUAUCUACGGCUUGCUAGGAAAGGCGGCAGCACUCCAGGUAAGACAAAGAGUACAAAAAGAAAUACAGUGGAAUUCCGUUAAUGCGACCCCCGGUGGGCCAUAAAAUCCUGUUGGUAAUAACGAGGUGAUCGUAUAAACGGGUUCUUCAAAAUGAUGAAAUGACGCCGUUUUUUACUUUGGGGUCGAAAGAAUAUGGCCGUAGGUAAUAACGAGGUGGUCGUCAGGCGCGGGCUUCCCCUAUAAUACUUAGAGUUAAUGAGUACUAUAGUUAUGAACUGUGCAAUAAACCUAUGUUAACAGGCUACUUUUAUAUGAAGCGAUGAUGUGCAUUUGAACUCAUCGCAAGUGAGAUUGCUCAUUUUAAAGGAUAACUGAGGAAAUUGAAUGAUCUGUACAUACGCUAAUAACUAAACCAAGAAAAAAAUAGACUGGUAAUUUUCCUUUCGUCUUUAGAACCCAGUAUCCGGGAUUCUCCAUUCAGACGGAGUGCAAGCAUGCGUGUUACAUCUAAGAAUACUGGAUCUGAUUAUCUCAAUGUAGCAAGAAAAGGAGGACAUCACAAAGGUUGGUUUCUUGUCGCUUGAACCCUCUGAACACCAAGUUUCAUUUACUUUGUUACUCAGUACCUCAGAUACUACCUUAGGUAGCCUGCGAACAACCUCUUCAUUUAGGGGAUAUCGUAAAAAGUACACGCGCGAGAGGCACGCGAGAAGAGACGCGUUCUCGCGCGGCUUGCUUCGCUCGUCCAAAUUUCCCACUCCAGAAACUAUAAGGGAAAUUGGUACAAGCUUUCGGCAAUGCGCAAUGAUUUCUGGGAUCAUUUGGGUGGAUAAGCGUUACUUGUGAUUGGUUCAUGGUUUCCUUGAAUACCAUCGACCAAUCAUAACUAUUGCUUGUCCACCCAAACGAUCCCAGGUGAAAUCGUUGCGCCGAAAGCUUGUUCCCAUUUCGCUUAUGGCCUCUAGAGUGGGGAAUAGGAGAGCUUGCUCGCAGACUGUACCUUUUGUUCUUUUCUUUUCUUUCUCCAAUAUUUUGUUUUCUGCUUUCAUGUAAAUUCGGGUUCUUUUUGCAAUCAGUGUAUUGCGGGAGCUAUUUCUUGAAUCACUCAGCAACUCUUCACUGAAAAGCGGCAGCAGCUUUAUGGCUGGUACAACUUAAAGGUCAAGCGGGCUCAUAUUAUACUCUUGUUUCUUUUCUCUACCUAACCAGACUUGUUAACGAUGCCUGACACAGAAACAAGUAACUUCCGGAGAGGUACGUAAAUUGUAUUGAAAUACUACUCUGUUAGAGCACAAAAUAUGUUUGCUUUAACUAAUCACAACAGUCCCAGACUCGAAAAGUAAACGCGCGCGUGAAAGUCACGAUUUGUUUUAAUUUUACUUCUGAUUGGUUAAAAAAGUGGUGCGGUUUUCUUUAGCCAGUCACGCAGCGUAUAAACAACACAAAACGGAAGGCAAGCUGUUAUAAAAUUUGCCAAUUAGAAUUUUUAAAAUUAAAUGUAGUGUGUGCCCAAACUUCAUUGAAUCUCCCCCGAUCUGUUUUCUUUCAUCUCGCGCAAUCCCCGCUACCUGAACCCCUGGAAAAGGCUAAAAUAUCUUGUGCUUGGGUAAUAAAAAAUAUUGUUUUCUAUAUUGUUUGUGUAGAUCAAGCAUCCCGUAGAAGUUUAAGAAGGUAAGGCUCAUCACCGCUCUAGCGGUUCUUUUUUUACGCUUAUAUUCCAUGCUCAAAACAUAGAUUCUCCUUACGUUUUUGCUCAAGCGAAUUGUUGUUGUAAAGAUGAAUUAGAUUAUUGAUCACGAUUAUAAAACUGCAGUUUCAGAAGUCCAUUGGCCUCACAAAUAGAUGGACCACCUCGUCCCAGGACAGCCGAGCCUCGUCAAUCCAAUCCUAUAUGGCUGGGAGGAUCUGGGCCUGAACGAGUUCAUAACCCAGGCAAAAGAUUCAUUAACCAAAGUUCAGUCAUUGCGCCAUUUGCUUACCAUCAUGGGUCCCCAGGGUGAGUGGUUGUUCAGGUAACGACGAGAGGGAAAGGAAACAAGAAAGUUUGCUUUAUGCUUUUUUAAAAUUUGUCAACGUAUUAUUUUUAAUACUUCUUCUCUGAAGAAAUGGGUCGUUACCCCUCUCCCCUAAUUGUGUUCACCCACCCAUUGUAAAAUCACAAACGGUGCAGACAGUCACGUGAGUAAAGCGCGGGAAAACUCUUACGGUUGCGACUGAGUUUGGUUCUAUUUCUAAUUGGAUAAAAAAGUGGCCUGAAAGUUUUGAGCCAAUCACAUAGCGAAGCAUUGCAAAACCGAGUAGUGCAGUAGAACGAGCUUGCAGUGGAGGCCAGUGCGCCAAAAAUAUGGCAGUGUAUAAAAAUUAAUUGCCAAUGGAAAAGGUUUGAUCCUUUCCUUGUUCCUUAAUCAACGAAACGAAAUCCAUGUAGCCAUUGCAUAUCCUCACUCUAACGUUUUCUCUUUUUUCUCUUAUUAAAGGGCCGCCAAGAACCCGGAUAAGAUUUAACGAAAAAAAAAAAAAUCCCACCACUUAAAGAGUUUCACGUCACACCUAGAAAGAUAAGACAGAUCCGAGAAAAAUUUUAUUUAAAUAAUUUUGUCUAACUUAUACUACAUAAGUUUGUAUAGUUCUUAGAGUUUUAGAAGUCUGUC
Molecule: messenger RNA, 9181 nt
Organism: Porites lobata
Lineage: Eukaryota; Metazoa; Cnidaria; Anthozoa; Scleractinia; Poritidae
Source: the annotation of a GenBank genome assembly